Fulmarus glacialis (Northern fulmar) is the source of this 2613-nucleotide messenger RNA. Its product is annotated as epithelial splicing regulatory protein 2-like. Lineage: Eukaryota; Metazoa; Chordata; Aves; Procellariiformes; Procellariidae. The transcript has 16 exons. The record is from RefSeq and is a predicted model, not a curated record. Gene Ontology annotation, biological process: regulation of RNA splicing. Gene Ontology annotation, cellular component: nucleoplasm; ribonucleoprotein complex. Gene Ontology annotation, molecular function: mRNA binding.
AUGACGGCUUCGCACAGUGACUCUUUGGUGGUGUUGUUUGGGGCAACAGCUGGUGCAUAUGGGGCUAAACUGGGUUCGGAUGAGAGGGAACUAAUUCUCUUGGUGUGGCAAGUUGUGGAUCUACACAGCAAGAAGGUAGGGACACUACACAAAUCCCUGGUGAAAGCAGACAAUUUGGACUUAAGUGACCAGUGUCGCGAAGUGAGUGGCUUAACACCAGAGGGAUUGGGCAAAGCUGAACCACUGGACCGGGUUCUUCAACAGUUUAGUCAGCUGGUAUCCAGUGAUUUGAAAGUCCUUGGAAGGAGCUCUUACACACUCUGCAGUGAUGGCCAGUUACUCAUUCGACAAGUCCUCCACCCAGAAACAUCUAAGAAGAACUUCCUGCUGUCAGACUGCUUCUAUUCCUUUUAUGAUCUGCGCAAAGAAUUUCAUACUUGCUACCCUAGUUCAGCCGCCGUGAAAGAUCAGACUAUCAAGACCAUGGCAGAAUAUCUAGGCUUAGGGACAGAUGAAACAGAGGAGGACUUUGGCGUGUGGCAAGUGAAAACCAUGGUGGCUGUCAUUUUCAGCAUGCUCUCUGAGAGUUGUAAUCACAUAUUUACUGAGCCUGAAACUGUGAAAUACAAGUAUGAAACAGGUCCUUGUAGUAAAUCUGAAACAGUGGACAGUGAGACAGUAAUACGUGCCAGAGGUUUGCCAUGGCAGUCUUCAGACCAAGAUAUUGCUCGAUUUUUCAAAGGACUCAACAUUGCCAAAGGUGGUGUGGCUCUUUGUCUGAAUGCUCAAGGAAGAAGAAAUGGGGAGGCAUUAGUUCGGUUUGUCAAUUCUGAACAGAGAGAUCUUGCACUGGAAAGACAUAAGCAUCACAUGGGUAGCAGAUACAUUGAGGUUUACAAAGCAACUGGGGAAGAAUUCUUAAAAAUUGCAGGAGGCACCUCCAACGAAGUGGCCCAGUUCUUAUCUAAGGAGAAUCAAGUUAUCAUCCGGAUGAGAGGCCUUCCGUUCACUGCUACUCAGGAGGAUGUCUUGGGGUUCCUGGGGCCAGAGUGCCCAGGCACAGGAGGGAAAUAGGGACUUCUUUUUGUCAAGUACCCAGAUGGCAGGCCCACAGGAGAUGCAUUUGUGUUAUUUUCCUGUGAAGAAUAUGCACAGAAUGCACUUAAAAAGCACAAAGAAAUACUUGGAAAACGUUACAUUGAACUCUUCAGGAGCACAGCAGCGGAAGUCCAACAGGUACUUAAUCGAUAUAUGUCAACACCUCUUAUUCCCACUCUCCCAACUCCCAUCAUUCCUGUCAUACCCCCACCAUACACCAUUGCCACGGGUAGCAUACGUGACUGUGUCCGGCUCAGAGGCCUUCCUUACACUGCUGGCAUUGAUGACAUCCUGGAAUUUAUGGGAGAUGCCACGGCUGAUAUCAAGCCCCAUGGAGUUCACAUGGUCCUUAAUCAACAGGGACGACCCUCAGGUGAUGCUUUUAUCCAAAUGAAAUCUGCUGACAAAGCCUUUAUGGUGGCUCAAAAAUGUCACAAAAAAAUGAUGAAGGACCGUUAUGUGGAAGUAUUCCAGUGUUCAGGAGAGGAGAUGAACUUUGUUUUAAUGGGUGGCACUUUAAAUCGUAGUGGCUUAUCCCCACCGCCAUGUCUUUCUCCACCAGCUUAUGCUGCUUUCCAAACAGCAGCUGUGAUCCCAGCAGAGGCAGCGCUUUACCAGCCUCAAGCCCUCUUGCCAACCACCAGGACUCCCCAGGCCUCCGCGGCUGCUCCUCCUACUGUUACCUACUACCCAGCUCAGGCUGCUCAGCUUUAUAUGAAUUACACAGCUUACUAUCCCAGUCCUCCAGUAUCCCCUACCACGGUGGGGUAUAUUGCAGCUCCUCCAGGAGCUGUAGCUGCUGCUGCCACUGCCACCCACACUCCGAUUCUACCACAGCCUGGAGCAUUAGUCCGUAUGCAGGGCUUGCCAUAUAACACAGGAAUGAAGGAGAUACUCAGUUUCUUCCAGGGGUACCAGUAUGCACCUGAUGACUACAAUGGCCUUAUUCAGCUGAGCGAUCAAGCAAGGAGUGUGUUACAAGCACCGAAAGAGUGGGUCUGUUUGUAACUCUUUGUAACUUCUGAAGAAGCUCCACGCAGAUUCCAUCCUCGUGCUUUACAACUUUAGUGGCCAGCCCAGUGGAGAGGCAUUGGUGACUUUUCCAAGCCUGGAUCUAGCUAAGAAAGCAGUGGCUGAGAAAAAUGGACAGCUCCUGGGAAGCCGCUAUGUAGAACUGUACCUGGUCUAACUAAACACUCUUUGGGGGAUGGGGAAAGAAUGUCGCACUAAACACCGUGCCUUUUGCAAAAUAAGAAGUCUUCCCUGGACACCCAGGCAGCAGCAAAUGUGCCUUUUCAGCAUAAUAUGUUGGAAUGUAGAGUGGUACAUGUCCUGUAUUUAAUUUGAAAAAUGGCGUAUCCUAUGCCAAAGAUAAAGUGGAACCAAAAAUUAUGCAGUUAAUUUACUUAAUUUCUAAUGUACUUGUUUAAAAAUAAGCAAACCCGCUCCUGGCAUCUAGUUAAUUCUGAAGACAAUCUAAUAGCACUUCAGCUAUCGCAGCCAUGGGAGAAACCU